Molecule: messenger RNA, 3227 nt
Organism: Arachis duranensis
Lineage: Eukaryota; Viridiplantae; Streptophyta; Magnoliopsida; Fabales; Fabaceae
Exons: 13
Coding region: 237-2783 (848 amino acids)
Source: RefSeq, a predicted model, not a curated record
GUCUCUCUUUCUCUCUCUCAAAUACGCAUUGUUACAGCACUUCACCCUCUCAAUCCCCACCCCUCUUUAUUAUUAUUUUUUUCUUUUUUUCAAAUUUCCCAACCCUCUUUUAUUAUCCCCUUAUAAAAUAAUAUUUAUUUUAUUUUAAUAAAAAGAAGGACGUAAAAUUCAGGGGUUUUGUGGGGUGAACGAUCCCCUAAACACGAAAAAAUUGAAAUCUAAAUCCACCAAAGCAUAUGGCAUUUCACGUAGCUUGCCCAAUUACAUGUCGUAGAAUUUGCUUCUGCGCCUUAGGGUUUCCGCGAGCUCUUCAUGGAACUGAAGCUUCCAAUGGCUUCCUCAACGACGUUGCCGCGCUCGGCGAAUUCCUCUCCGACAAUCGAAAGGACACGGCCACCGUCAAGGUUGCAGUUCCCAAGGUCGUACCACCUCCUCCGCCGCCGAAUCCUACGCCGGAUGGAGGAGUACCUGCCGCGGAAGAGGAGUCCGCAUCGAUGAAGGCAAAGCGCGUGGCACUGCAGCGGAAGGGAGCCGCCGCCAUGAUCGCCGCCGAGGAGUACGCUCGCCGGUUGGAGUCCGGUGAUGUUGCGGAUGCACCUGGAAAUCCUGUUGGAGAAGAACCGUGCCAAGCUAAUGCCAAAGUCUUUUGUCGAAUGUGUAAUCGUGUUGAAAACGAAGGAAGUGAGAGAGCAAAGAAGAUGCUAUCGUGUAAGAGUUGUAACAAGAAGUAUCAUAGGAACUGCUUGAGAAGUUGGGCACAAAAUAGAGAUUUAUUUCAUUGGAGCUCAUGGACCUGCAGGGCUUGCCGAAUUUGUGAGGCUUGCAGAAGGACAGGUGAUCCAAGUAAGUUCAUGUUUUGCAAAAGGUGUGAUGGUGCUUACCAUUGUUAUUGUCUGCAACCUCCUCAUAAGAAUGUUAGUACUGGGCCAUAUUUGUGCCCAAAACACACAAGGUGUCACAGUUGUGGAUCCAAUGUUCCCGGAAAUGGACUGAGUGUGAGGUGGUUUCUAGGGUACACCUGCUGUGAUGCAUGCGGAAGAUUGUUUGUGAAAGGCAACUACUGUCCAGUCUGUUUGAAGGUUUACAGAGAUUCAGAAUCAACACCAAUGGUUUGCUGUGAUAUUUGCCAGCGCUGGGUGCAUUGUCACUGUGAUAAUAUUAGUGAUGAGAAAUAUCACCAAUUUCAAGUGGAUCGGAAUUUGCAGUAUAAAUGUCCUACUUGUCGUGGGGAAUGUUAUCAGAUCAAGGGACUUGAGGAUGCAGUUCAAGAGCUUUGGAAGAGAAGAAAUAUUGUUGAUAGAGAUUUAAUUGCCAGCUUGCGGGCUGCAGCUGGUUUGCCAACUCAGGAAGAAAUAUUUUCUAUUUCACCAUUUUCAGAUGAUGAGGAUAGCGAGCCUUUGAAAUUAAAGAGUGAAUCUGGGCGUUCCUUUAAAUUCUCUUUAAAGAAUUUGUCGAAUAACUCACCCAAGAAGUUUAAGGAUUAUAUAAAGAAAUCUUCAAACAAAAAUUCUAAGAAAAGGGACUCUCAGUCGGUUAUGAUUAAUAAACCAGACAUGCACUAUAGUUUUGAAGGACAAAGCGAUGUAAAAUCUUUACAUAGCUUGGAUGAUGAUAAGAAUGAUGAUAUACAAUCCCAAAGAAAUGAAGGUCCUGAUGUUUAUUCAUCGCCUGCUGCUGGAAGCCUGAGCCAAACUGAAGUAUCUUGUCCUAUCAACAAGACAGGGAUUUUGAAACAUAAGUUUGUUGAUGAGGUGAUGGUUAGUGAUGAAGAGAGGAAGCCCAGAGUUUUCCGAAUAAAAAAUAAUAAGGCACAUAUACUGAAUAGUGAAGAUGAGAGUGGAAAAGAUGGUGAUAAGGCUGAGAGUGUCAAAGGUAAGAAGUUGGUGAUUAAUUUGGGUGCACGGAAAAUUAAUGUGGCUAAUUCUCCCCGCUCUGAUACUUCAAGCUGCCAAAGGGAUCAAGAUCUGGUUACUGUUAAUGGAAGUGAAGAUAUAAGCCAAGUAAGGAAAGGAUUUGCAUCAGAUAGACAUGAUGGAGCCGCUAGACGUGUUGAUGGAAGCAAUGUUGACUCUGGCCAAUCAAAACAUUUAAAGGUUUCAGGUAGAGAAGAAAAUUUCAUUAAACUGGGGAAAUUGAAGCCAGAAGUUCAGAAAUUCACUCUACCAUCUGGUAGAGGUGAGGUUCCUUUAGAUCAAACUUGCAUCUUGCAGGGAAAACGUGGUACUGAUGCAAACGUGGAAGCAACACCAAGAGGUGAAAGAACAUAUCAUCGGAGGCCGAAAGAAGGCAUUUCUGAUGCAUAUGAUGGGACAGAUAACAAUCAUAAUCAAACACCUUCACAUUCUUUGCCAAAAGAUUCUAAACCACUACUCAGAUUUAAAUUCAAGAAACCUAGUGUAGAAAGUAAAAAUUCUAUUAUUCAAGAGGAAGAAAAGACUACAAUCAAGGGCCAGAGGUCAAAAAGGAAGAGACCUUCACCUUUCAAGGAGAAAGCAUCUUUUAAUGAGGCUGGAGAUGUAAAUCAAUCACAGACGGGAAAUCUAAUGGAUGAAAUCAUGGAUGCUAACUGGAUAUUGAUGAAGUUGGGCAAUGAUGCAAUUGGUAAAAGAGUUGAAGUUCAUCACACAUCGGACAAUUCUUGGCAUAAGGGAGAGGUUACUGAUAUAGUUGAAGGCUCAUCGAAAUUGUAUGUUACCUUAGAUGAUGGGAAGAUCAAGACCGUGGAACUCAGGAAGCAGGGAGUUCGCUUUGUUUCUCAAAAGCAGAAAAGGUCAAAGACAUGAUCACAAAUCUUUAUCAACUAUUAGUGAUCCUCUUAUGUGGCGGUGUUCCUUUAACUUGAAGAUUAUUUCAUCUGUGAGGCCUCUACUUAUUGAAUUUGUAUUGCUAGUCUCUUUCAAUGAUGCUGAUCUUUGGGUGAAGCAUUCUCCGAUUGGAGCUAAUUUUCAGAUUUUUUUAGCCAGAAUUUAGCUUACCUGCCCCUGCCCUUCUCUGGGUCGCAGGUUGUUCCUGCCUUUCUGGGCAAAUUAUUUUUUUUUCUUCUCCGAGUUGAGAUGUACCAAUUUCACAAAGUAGUUCUGUAUCGUGAUGUAUAGGUUACCCAUUCCUUUAGAAUAGUAGGGCAACUUAGAGCCCGAGAAGUACUAGAUGUAAUGAUGUAUUACUUGAUUAGGGCUACUAAUAGUAUUUGGAUUGCAGGCUUCAUGAUAUGAAUUUAUUUUCUCGAA